AUGACGUCACCGCGCGCGCCGCCGUGUGACCACGCCCACACAUCGCUCACCCCUCUCUCUCCCGCGGUGACGCGCGGCUCCUCCCCCCCCCCGGUGACGUCACAACGGCAGGAAGUGACGCAGGCGGUCGACCCGGCGACGGCAGCUUUGGUGAAUUACUCCUCAUCAUCCUCCUCCUCGUCCUCCUCAUCCUCCUCAUCCUCGUCGCCUCCGCCAUGGCCGUUCUUGAGGAACCCGGACAUCCUGGUGGGCGAGAACGACCUCACCUGUCUGAGCCACCUCCACGAGGCUGCCGUUCUGCACAAUCUCCGUGUCCGCUACUCCGAGUGCGGACACAUCUACACUUACUGUGGCAUUGUCCUGGUGGCCAUCAACCCAUACAUGGACGUGCCCCUGUACGGGCAGGAUGUGGUGGACGCCUACAGCGGACAGGGCGCUGGGCACCUGGACCCACACGUCUUCGCUGUGGCAGAUGAUGCAUACAGGCAGAUGGCCCGUGACGCGCGUUGCCAGUCGAUCGUGGUGAGUGGUGAGAGUGGUGCCGGCAAGACCGUGUCAGCUCGUCACGUGAUGCGAUUCUUCGCCUCCGUGGGCGGUGGCCACGCCCACAUGGAGGAGAAAGUUCUCGCCUCCAACCCCGUGAUGGAGGCGAUAGGCAACGCUAAGACG
This is a messenger RNA of Petromyzon marinus (sea lamprey), 669 nucleotides long. The record is from RefSeq and is a predicted model, not a curated record. Lineage: Eukaryota; Metazoa; Chordata; Hyperoartia; Petromyzontiformes; Petromyzontidae.